Molecule: messenger RNA, 815 nt
Organism: Thalassophryne amazonica
Lineage: Eukaryota; Metazoa; Chordata; Actinopteri; Batrachoidiformes; Batrachoididae
Gene: aqp8a.2
Product: aquaporin 8a, tandem duplicate 2
Exons: 5
Coding region: 29-814 (261 amino acids)
Biological process (GO): transmembrane transport; water transport
Cellular component (GO): plasma membrane
Molecular function (GO): water channel activity
Source: RefSeq, a predicted model, not a curated record
CAGCCUGGAGCACAAGGAGAGGCUCUUCAUGGCAGCGAUGGGAGUUGAGAAAAUGGAAAUGGACACAAAUGAAACUCUAAUGGAGAAGAGCAAGAAGCUUCGUCCGGCCCGGACCCCCAACAAGUACGAGACUCUGUUCCAGCCGUGCCUGGCAGAGAUGGUGGGGACCAUGUUCUUUGUUUUUAUCGGCUGUGUGUCUGUGAUUGAGAACGUGCCUGCAGCUGGACGGCUGCAGCCGGCUCUGGCACACGGACUGGCGGUGGCGGUGCUGGUGGCCCUCAUGGACAACAUCAGCGGUUCCCAUUUCAACCCCCCCUUCACUCUGGCCAUUUAUAUGUGUGGUGGCAUGGACCUGAUCUUGGUGGGCCCCUACCUGGUCUGCCAGCUGAUUGGAGGAGUGCUGGGAGCUGGAAUGGCAAAGGUCAUGACGCCUCCAGAACGCUACCUCAAUGCCUCUGGAGCAGCAUUUGACAUCCUCAAGUCCGAGAGCCAACUGUCUGCGGCCAUCUUUGGAGAGGUGGCCAUGACCUGUUUGGUCACCAUGGUGGUGCUGCUGGCAGCGGUCAAUAGCAAGACCAAAACACCGCUGGCUCCAUUCCUGGUGGGCUGCACUGUCAUCAUCAACAUCCUAGCAGGAGGUGACGUGUCGGGAACGUGUCUGAACCCUGCUCGGGCUUUUGGUCCUGCUUUGCUGACAAACUACUGGACCUACCACUGGGUCUACUGGGUCGGGCCCAUUACAGGGGGCCUGGUGGCGGCGGCUUUGCUCAGGCUCAUUCUGGGUGAUGAGAAGUUACGAAUUGUUAUGAAAUGAU